AUGAUCCAGGCAGUAACGGAAGUUGUGUUUAUUUUGUACAGGACUGUGGGAAGCCCUGUUGCGGACCCCCGCCGGGACCGUCCAAUAACUCCUAAACUCGACAACUUCACGCUCACUCCCGCACUCCUCACUACUAUUACACUACUACACCAUCCCACGCAGCUUUACGACCACCUUUACGACCUCUUGAUUGAUCGUGCUCCUUUACGGCCGAACGAACUGUACUCACUGCAGCGCCUACCUUCAACGGCUAACGCCAACAGUCCAGGUUAUGGCACAUAA
Messenger RNA from Nezara viridula (southern green stink bug), 282 nucleotides. NCBI's taxonomy places the organism in Eukaryota, Metazoa, Arthropoda, Insecta, Hemiptera, Pentatomidae. The record is from the annotation of a GenBank genome assembly.